This is a messenger RNA of Zymoseptoria tritici IPO323, 1422 nucleotides long. RefSeq names its product membrane protein acetyltransferase-like protein. Bases 1 to 1422 code for a protein of 473 amino acids. The transcript has a single exon. NCBI's taxonomy places the organism in Eukaryota, Fungi, Ascomycota, Dothideomycetes, Mycosphaerellales, Mycosphaerellaceae. Gene Ontology annotation, biological process: polysaccharide biosynthetic process. Gene Ontology annotation, molecular function: acyltransferase activity, transferring groups other than amino-acyl groups. Gene Ontology annotation, cellular component: membrane. The record is from RefSeq and is a predicted model, not a curated record.
AUGGAUCUCGACGCUCUAGAAGCCGAGUCGCUGCCCUUGCAUACUCUCCAAAAUGGCUCCCUAUCCUCCGCCGCAAACUCCACACCCCCGAAAUCUCCCGCACAACAUCGCUCGACAGCCUACCUCGACGGCCUCCGUGGUCUAGCCGCUUUUUUCGUCUACUAUUAUCAUCACCUGUCUUGGUUCUACGGUCCCACUGCACCUUUCGUCUGGGGUCUUGGACAUGUCGACGCGGAAACUGGACAAGGCGGGUGGUAUUUUGUGCAACUCCCCUGGAUUAGAAUAUUCUUUUCGGGAGGAAACCCCGCCGUGGCGAUCUUUUUUGUGCUGUCGGGGUAUGUGCUGAGUAUAUCUCCAUUUCGGAAAUUACAUGAUGGGAGGAGGAAGGAUGUUCUGAACAGCUUGGUGAGCGCUACGGUGAGGAGGCCGUUUCGGUUGUACAUUCCCGUCAUUGGAGUGAGCUUGGCUUUCGUGCUGGCCAUGCAUUUACCCUUCGGACUGGCGCCAAAAGUCGGCUGGCCGACGCCGAAGGACUCACUCGCUGCGGAACUGGCAGAGUGGGUGCCGCAGACAUUGAGAGUACUCAACCCUUUCGCUCUACUAGGCAUUACCAAACCAUGGUACAUCUACGACCCGCCAGCAUACACCAUGGCAAUCGAGUACGUCGGCUCAAUGCUCGUCUUCGCCCUCCUCGCAUGCCUCACCUUCAUCCGCUCCGCACGCCUCCACGGCCUCAUCCUCGUCCUCCUGUGCCUGGCAUUCCUCCUCACCUACCACUGGACCUGGGCCAUGUUCGCAAUGGGAAUGUUCCUCGCCCUCAACGACGUGGAAGCCUUCGACUCCACCUUCCUCUCCCGCUUCGGCGCCCGCGCGACCAAUACCCUCCACCACAUCUCCUUCAUCGUCGGCUGGUACCUCCUCUCCCAACCCGCGGGUCCCAUGGACGCCGGCAAAAUGUCCAUGGACACUCCAGGCUGGUACAUCCUCACGAACCUCAUCCCCUCCAUCUACAUCGGCACCAACAAAGAAUACUGGCGCUGGUGGAACGCCUGGGGCGCGCUGCUGCUCGUCUACUCCGUCCUGCGCAUCCGCUGGCUUCAGCGAUUCUGCACUUCCCGUCCGCUCGUCUACCUCGGGAGACUGUCGUUCAUGUUGUACCUCACGCACACACCGGUGUUGUGGACGUUUGCGGACAGGGUGUAUCGGGCGCUGGGCAAUGUACCCGCGGAGGGGAUGAGCACGUGGUGGGAUGGGAGGUUUGAGGUGCCGAAUUGGGGACCGCAUGGGUUUGGGACGAGGUGGUUUCUGGCGCAGGGGCUGGUGUUGCCGGUGCAGUUUCUGGUGGCGGAGGGGGCGACGAGGGGAAUUGAUCGGCCUAGUAUUGAGGUUGGGAGGUGGAUUGUGGGGAGGCUGGGGAUUUGA